Messenger RNA from Lactuca sativa (garden lettuce), 3484 nucleotides. RefSeq lists its product as uncharacterized. NCBI's taxonomy places the organism in Eukaryota, Viridiplantae, Streptophyta, Magnoliopsida, Asterales, Asteraceae. The record is from RefSeq and is a predicted model, not a curated record.
AACUAGGAUGCCACAUAGAUAAAUUUAUGUUACUACUUUAUAUACAUUUAACGCUGAAUAAAAUGAAAUAGUAUUUCAAAUUUACAUCAAACUCAUGUUGACCAUACAUAGCCAUCUUUGUGAUUAGUGGUCAUCUUCUUGCUCUUGUAAAAUCCUUCUUAAAGUACACAUUUUUGCGUAUUUUUCUGUUUCUAUCAAAUGCAUUCCUCUAGAUCUUUUAAAUAUGUAUUUUUUUUCUUUAUUUGCUUUCUUCAUUACAAUUUUGUAUACUUUUUUUUUCUGUAUGUCCUUCCGUUGAUGCAGUUAGUUGUUUCCUCGACUCCAUUAUAAGUACUGUUUUUAAAAAGUUAUUCUUAAAACAGUAAGGGGGAAUAUUACAAGUGUUAUUUGCUUUGGAUUCAAUCUAAGAAUGGAAUUAGGAUGACUUUCUAUUGCAGCAUGAAAGUUGAGAUUUCUUGAUAAACAGCAAGUUCCUUACGUGUAACCUAACAUAUUCUUAUUCAUUCCUUUAUAAGGAGUAAGGACCAGUUAAUAUCGCGUCUUUAUUGCCCAAACAUUAGUCCCCUUCCAACUUUUGUAUCCACUGUGCUGCUUUAAGGUACAAGUUUCAUCUCAAUACAACAUGUAAGGCUUUUUCUAUUUCAUUUUUGAGUUUUUAUUAUAUAUGUGGAAAUACUGAAAAACAUAAAGAAGUAGGAUUUAAUCAUGUUAUAUGCUUUUUCAAUUCUAUUAUUGUUCAUUAGAACGGUGGUGUGAUAUUUAGUUGUGGAUUUUAAAAUGGUUCACAAAGAUUGAGUUGAAAUCACCAAGUAAAAGGAUAUAUGUUUUGUUGUGUAUCCUGUAUCCAUGAUAUCUGAUAAGCAGAAGGAAAUUGAUCAUGAGUUUGCCUUUGAUCAUAAAAUCUUGUUUGGAAAAAAACCAAGCUAAUUAAGACGAGCAUUUGUCUGCAUGAUUUAUAUGUCGUAUUCAGAUUUAUUUAGAUGUUGAAACCAUGAACUUCACUUAAUGUGCAAGUUGAGAUCGAACCUUGAUCUCAUGGUUUCUACUUGAUAAACUUAAUUAAGAGUGUAAGAUAUUUCUACGCACGAUUGACCAAUGAUUUUUUUUUUGUUUUCUUAUGAGGGCAUAGAUAUUCACGUUUCUAGCUGCAUCCAUUUGUGUAGCUAGACAUUUCAUCGAUAUCUGAAAUGGAGCAACUUGUGCACUUCAGUCACAAUCAUCCACUCAACCUUGUCCAACUACAGCCAAACCACAAUGAAGAGGAAGAGGAAGAGGAAGAUGUAGAUGACUUUGUGGUUGAAGACCACCAUGUUGGCCAAUGCAACAUGUGUGAGGAAGACAUCUAUUCAUUUCAUUUGUGUUACUACACCUGCAAGAAUUGCAACUACUCUUUACACAAAUUUUGUGCAGAAAUCCCCAAAACCCUACAAGACCACCCAUUACAUGAUCCUAACCACAACCUUACCUUGUCCAAGAUAUUUCAAUAUAGUCAUCGUUAUUUUCAUUCUGAUCAAGAAUGGACAUGUGGUGUUUGCAAUCGUAAACGGAAGAACAUGUUCAAUUACCAUUGUUCCAUUUGCAAAUUCAGUAUGGACAUAAUUUGUGCUACCAUGUCUCAACAAAAGAUAGACCACCCUAGCCACCAUCACCAACUGCAACGUAACCCAAAGAAAUUGGUAUCUAUUUGCAAUGCAUGUGGUCGUGAACAUGAAGGGACUUUCUACCACUGCACCACUUGUUAUUGGUUUUGGAUCCAUCAGGAUUGUGCUUUGUCGCCUACCAAAUUACUUAUCCAACAACCUACUAAUCACACUUUCACUCAUUCUCAUCCACUUACCCUUACAUAUUCCUUUCCCGCCACUGAUCAAGAAGUCAAGUUCUAUCCCAGAUGUAGAAUUUGUGAUACACGCUUCUAUAUUUACUUUUGGGUUUACAAGUGUGAUAAAUGUCGAUACUAUGUCCACAUUCACUGUGCAACUUCAAAGUUCGUCCAGUUUUUGCGCCCAGGUCGUGGAAAGGUUUAUAAAAAUUUCAAAGAUGAUGACCAUCCUAAUCUUCUACGUUGUCCAUUUGCUGAUGAAAGUUACAACCUUGUCAAGCACCAUUUUAUCAAGAAUCACAAGGACUUUGUAGUACUUGAGGAAAACAACCAUGGUGAACCGCUCAACCAUGAUACCCAUAAUCACCCACUGGUUCUUGUAGACAAGCAAACAUCACUCAAUAAGAAUUCGAUUUUACUUCACAACCCCUUGAAGAAAAUUCAACUAUUAUGUGAUGGAUGUGUGAAACCAAUCACAGAAAUACCGUUUUACAAGUGUUUAGAAGAUGUACAUUGUGGGUUUGUUCUUCAUGAGUGGUGUGCUAGGCUACCCCCUAAAAUAGAUGACCACCCUGGCCAUCCAAACCAUACACUUUUUCUCAUGCCAAACAAUAUUACUACUACCGAAAUGGUUCGUGUUUUUAAGUGUAAAAUUUGCAUGUUACCUUCCAAUGGUUUUUCGUAUGGAUGUAGUACUUGGAAGUAUUAUGUAGAUGUCAAUUGUGCAUUCCUACCCAAAGAAAUCACGCAUGAAGCUCACCCUGACCAUCUACUCUCAAGAAUAGAUGCUUCAUCAACAUCCAGUCUAUCGAAUACAGCAUGCAAUGCAUGUGGUUAUUACCUAAGAAAUCACAUCGCAUUCUGUUGCCAUUCUUGCAAUUUCUACUUGGAUACAGGGUGUGCUUUUAUGUUGCCUGGAUUGAUUAGGCACAAGUACGAUAAGCAUCCAUUCACCCUAAGAUACAAUCCAGUCGAGAACCAUCCUGGCGACUACUUUUGUGAAAUUUGUGAGGAAGAAUUUAACCCAGAAUCUUGGUUCUAUCAUUGUGGUUCUAGUGUCCAGUCUAUGCAUACUGCAUGUGCACCCUUAAUCAUUCAGUGUGAGCAGGCUGUAUAUACCCGCUAUAAGAUAUCUAUUUUCUAUUUCGCUAAUGUCAAGUUUGGAGGGACGUUUAAGAUAAAUGAUCACCCACAUCUUCUAACGUUUACUCAAGGGAUCAAGAGCCAUGGUCGAUGCGAUCACUGUAUAAUAAGGUUGCAAUAUAGGAUGAUCUUUAAGUGCUUGAAAUGCAAGUACGCAGUUCAUUAUGAAUGUCGUCAACCAGCCAAUAGACGAAACGAGCAAUUCCCAAAACUUAUUUCAUAUUUCAUAAUGAAGGAGCAACAACCUAGAUUAUCAAAGCAUAUUAAAAACGAGGACCAAUCAUUGUUGACUUAAUCCAGAUAUUUGAGCUUUUUUAUUUAAUUAUUAUUGCAGAAAGUAUUUGUUUUAUUAGAGUUUUGAAUAAAUCAUAUGCCAUGUUGGCUAUAGUACCGAGUCAGUUUCCUUAUUUCUUGCAUUUGUUUUAGUUUAAAAUGGCAAAGUGUACGUUGAUGGUAUCGUCCCAUCUUGUUCUUAUUGUUUUACUGUGAAAGUGAAUAAAGGUGCAGCCUUUUUUUUGCGUC